AUGCAGGCAAGCGCGGAGGAGGAGGAGCAGCUGAGCUGCCUGAGAAGUUGGAUCGCGUCAGUGAUAGGGGAUGUAUGCCCCUCGGACUUGCGAGCAGCCUUCCGUGACUCUCAGUGUUUGGUUGCACUGGUGGAUGCCCUGGACGCGAGCAAGGUGCUUGCUCCCGAACUUUCUCCGCGCACUGAAGAGGACGCGCUCCUCAACUUCGCCACCAUCAUCGACUUCUUGAACAGGAGAGGGUUCCGGCUCGCCACCAACGCGCAGGGCCUGAUGAUGUCCCGAGACGUCAAGGGCGUGCUGCAAGUGCUGUGGGCUAUGGCGGAGUUCUUUGUUUGCAUCCCGCAGUUCUCAAGGAGACAUAGUCCUCGUAGGAGGAAACAGCAGGGGAUGAUUGCGAACGGCUUCCUGUGCGCCUGA
This is a messenger RNA of Guillardia theta CCMP2712, 417 nucleotides long. RefSeq lists its product as hypothetical. The transcript has 3 exons. Gene Ontology annotation, molecular function: protein binding. Bases 1 to 417 code for a protein of 138 amino acids. The record is from RefSeq and is a predicted model, not a curated record. Lineage: Eukaryota; Cryptophyceae; Pyrenomonadales; Geminigeraceae.